Drosophila takahashii is the source of this 321-nucleotide messenger RNA. RefSeq lists its product as uncharacterized. Lineage: Eukaryota; Metazoa; Arthropoda; Insecta; Diptera; Drosophilidae. The record is from RefSeq and is a predicted model, not a curated record.
AUGUCCUCCAGCCUGUCCGCAUUCUAUCAAUCCUCACUGACCUUCUGGAGCCACCUGUUCCAUCUGCUGCUGCAGUUCGUCCACUUGCAGUUCAACUGCUGGAAUCGCCACACUUCAAAGGAACAACGGCCGGAGGAACCCACCUGCCAAAUGGAGGCCUUUGUGGAGGAGCAGCGGAGGCGGGUGCAGCGGAAGGCCGAGGAGUACGCCAAGGUGGAGCUACUGCAUCGCCUGCUCGUCCGGCAGCAACUGCAGGAACUGGAGCAGCGGCGACUCAUCCGAUUGGCCCUCGCCCGCCGGCGUCUCGACUACUCGAGUUAG